Molecule: messenger RNA, 1182 nt
Organism: Tachysurus vachellii
Lineage: Eukaryota; Metazoa; Chordata; Actinopteri; Siluriformes; Bagridae
Gene: ch25h
Product: cholesterol 25-hydroxylase
Exons: 1
Coding region: 29-871 (280 amino acids)
Biological process (GO): sterol biosynthetic process; cholesterol metabolic process
Molecular function (GO): iron ion binding; C-4 methylsterol oxidase activity; steroid hydroxylase activity
Source: RefSeq, a predicted model, not a curated record
CUUGCAGCUUACAGAGUAUCAGAGAAGCAUGCUUCACUUCACACAGGCACAGAGCAACAUGAUUCAACUCACACAGGCACAGAGCAACGUGUCUCAUCUUACACAGGCACAGAGUAGCAUGUCUCUGCUCCAGGGAAUCUGGAACUACCUCCUACACUACGAGACCUGGUUAAGGUCUCCCCUUUUCCCUGUGCUGUUUUCACUGACAGUCUACUUAAGCUUCUGUUCACCUUUUGUGCUUCUGGACCUGCUGUCCUCCAGAAUCGACCUGGUGAGGAGAUACAAAAUCCAGCAGAAACCAGUGACCUUGAGGAUGAUGUGGACCUGUUUGGCUCUCUCCCUCUACAAUCACAUGGUGUACAUCUUCCCUCUGAGUGUGAUGCACUGGUACUGGAGACCUGUCUUCUACCCAGCAGAGGCUCCCAGAUUCCUAGAAGUCAUUGGGCACUUGGUAAGCUGUCUGCUGCUGUUUGAUUUCCAGUACUUCAUCUGGCAUGUGCUGCAUCACAAGGUGCCGUGGCUUUACCGCACGUUCCACAAGGUGCACCAUAAACACACGGCCACCUUUGCUCUCACUACAGAGUACUCAGGUGCUUGGGAGACGCUCUCGCUCGGCCUCUUCGCAGCGAUGAACCCCAUGCUGCUGGGCUGCCAUCCGUUCACCGAGAUGCUCUUUCAUAUCCUGAACAUGUGGCUGUCAGUUGAGGACCACUGUGGGUAUGAUCUGCCUUGGGCCACACACAGACUCAUUCCUUUUGGACUGUAUGGAGGUGCUCCACAUCAUGACCUUCAUCACCAGAAGUUCAAAGCCAACUACGCUCCAUAUUUUACUCACUGGGACAAGUUGUUUGGAACACUUCACUCCGAGUAAACAGACAAAAAAGGACUUUUAAAUCGCAAUACUAUUUUGCAUCAAAAUGAUCGCAGAGACUUUUACGAUUCAGUGAAUCUACAAAAUCAGUUCUUAUAAUUAACCAGAUAAAUACUAUUUCUUAUUUAUUGAAAGCAACUAAUUGUGAGUCCUGGUUGUGAGUCCUGAUAUUUUGUAUGUGUUUAUGCUUUUAUGAAGUUUAUGAAGAGGUACAUAUGAAGUUUGUUAUUUAAUUUAUAUUAAUAUGUAAUUUAUUCAUACAUAUUUAUUUCUAUAUUGACAACAAAGAACAAAGUACAAUAAAAAAGCUC